GAAGAGGGGGGGGUGGGUCGGGGGGGUGGGGGGAACACUGAGCAGAGAGGCUACAGAGAAAAAAGGAGUCUCUACUGGUCCUUGCGAAAUUCGGGAUUAAAUUGGGAGAGACCGCUUGAGGGAAAUGGAUUCUGUACCCUCACUGGCCAGCGUUUUGACUUUACUAUUCUCCGUCUUGUGGCACAUAGGAUCUACAGCUACAAACUAUAACUGUGACAACCCAUUAUCAGCCCUGCUGCCUCCAACAGCCUUUUCCAGUUCAUCAGAACUCUUUGGCACUCUCAGCCCAGCCCAACUCAACAGAAGAAUUGGAGCUGGUGGUUGGUCCCCAGUGAAAUCUAAUUCACAACAAUGGCUCCAGAUUGAUCUAGGAAACAGAGUGGAGAUUACUGCAGUGGCUACCCAGGGAAGAUAUGGGAGCUCUGACUGGGUAACAAGCUAUAUACUGAUGUUUAGCGAUACAGGACGUAACUGGAAGCAAUACAAGCAAGAAGACAACAUCUGGACUUUUUCAGGAAACACCAAUGCUGACAGUAUUGUCCAUCACAAAUUCCUACACUCAGUGAAAGCCCGAUUCAUCCGAUUUGUACCAAUGGAAUGGAAUCCAAAUGGAAAGAUAGGCAUGAGGGUGGAAGCCUAUGGAUGCUCUUAUAAAUCCGAUAUUGCUGACUUUGAUGGCAGAAGCUCCCUCCUAUACAGAUUCAAUCAGAAGUUGAUGAGUACUUUUAAAGAUGUGAUUUCUUUGAAGUUCAAGAGCAUGCAAGGAGAUGGGGUCUUGUUCCAUGGAGAGGGCCAGCAUGGAGAUUACAUUACACUUGAGCUCCAGAAGGAGAAACUCUCCUUACAUGUCAAUUUGGGUGACAGCAAACGUCGUUUCACUAACAGCCAGCCUUCAGUCACUCUAGGCAGUCUCCUGGAUGACCAGCACUGGCAUUCAGUCCUCAUUGAGAGGUUCAAUAAACAAGUGAACUUCACAGUGGAUAAGCAUACUCAACAUUUUCGGGCAAAAGGAGAUGGUGAUUAUUUGGAUAUUGAUUAUGAGCUCAGUUUUGGAGGGAUUCCAGUCCCAGGCAAACCAGGAACAUUCCUGAAGAAAAACUUUCAUGGAUGCAUUGAAAACCUUUAUUAUAAUGGAGUCAACAUAAUUGAUUUGGCCAAAAGACGCAAGCAUCAGAUCUAUACUGUGGGCAAUGUCACUUUUUCCUGCUCAGAACCACAAAUUGUUCCCAUCACGUUUGUCAAUUCCCAAAGCAGUUAUUUGUUACUGCCUGGCACUCCCCAAAUUGAUGGGCUCUCGGUGAGUUUCCAGUUUCGAACUUGGAACAGAGAUGGUCUGCUCCUGUCAACUACACUGUCAGAGGAUUCUGGAAUCCUGCUGCUCUAUCUAGAGGAUGGGAUGCUGAAGCUUGUUAUCCAGAAAAUGACAGAACGCUCCAUGGAAAUCUCCACAGGAAGCAACCUGAAUGAUGGCCUGUGGCAUUCAGUUAGCAUCAAUGCCAGAAGGAACCGCAUUACUUUGACACUAGAUAAUGAUGCAGCAUCCGCUGCUCAUGAAACCACUAGGCUACAAAUUUACUCUGGAAAUAGCUACUAUUUUGGAGGUUGCCCAGACAAUUUCACCGAUUCUCAAUGUUUAAAUCCUAUUAAGGCUUUCCAAGGCUGCAUGAGGCUCAUCUUUAUUGAUAACCAGCCCAAGGACCUCAUUUCAGUACAGCAAGGUUCCCUGGGGAAUUUUAGUGAUUUACACAUUGAUCUGUGUAGCAUCAAAGACAGAUGUUUGCCAAACUACUGUGAACAUGGAGGAAUGUGUACUCAGUCCUGGGCUACCUUUUAUUGUAACUGCAGUGACACAGGUUACACUGGAGCCACUUGUCAUAACUCCAUCUAUGAGCAAUCAUGUGAAGCCUAUCGACACAAGGGAAACACAUCUGGCUUUUUCCACAUUGAUUCAGAUGGCAGUGGGCCCCUUGAGCCACUUUAUGUUUACUGCAAUAUAACAGAGGAUAAGAUCUGGACUGCCGUGCAGCAUAACAACACAGAGCUCACUCGAGUGCGAGGGGCACAUCCCAAGAGGCCCUAUGUCAUGUACUUUAACUACAGCAGCAGCAUGGAGCAGCUGGAGGCUAUGAUCAACAGUGCCGAGUAUUGUGAGCAGGAGGCCAUUUACCAUUGCAAGAAAUCUCGUCUACUGAACACCCCCAAUGGUAUACCUUUUACAUGGUGGAUUGGAAGAGGCAAUGAAAGACAUCCCUACUGGGGAGGCUCCCUUCCUGGAGUUCAGCAAUGUGCAUGUGGACUGGAGGAGAGUUGUGUAGACAUGAGGCACUUCUGCAAUUGUGAUGCAGACAAAGAAGAAUGGACAAAUGACACUGGCCUUCUUUCAUUCAAAGACCACUUGCCUGUCACCCAGAUAGUUAUCACUGAUACCAACAGAUCAAACUCAGAAGCUGCCUGGAGAAUUGGCCCAUUACGUUGCUAUGGAGACCGGCAUUUUUGGAAUGCAGCCUCAUUUAAUACAGAAGCCUCUUACCUUCACUUCCCUACCUUUCAUGCAGAAUUCAGUGCUGAUAUUUCAUUAUUUUUCAAAACCACGGCUUUAUCUGGCAUCUUCUUGGAAAAUCUGGGCAUUAAAGACUUCAUUCGACUGGAAAUAAGCUCUCCUUCAGAAGUAACAUUUUCAAUUGAUGUUGGGAAUGGCCCCAUGGAGCUCACAAUUCUUUCUCCAUCACCCUUGAAUGACAACCAAUGGCAUUAUGUUCGGGCUGAAAGAAAUCUCAAACAGACUUUUCUCCAGGUGGAUGAUCUUCCAGCAAAGAUAUUGGAGACACAAGAGGAGGGACAUUUUCGAUUGCAGCUAACCAGUCAAUUAUUUGUAGGUGGCACAGCAUCAAGACAGAAAGGAUUCCUAGGAUGUAUUCGUUCCUUACGUUUAAAUGGACAGAAACUUGAUCUUGAAGAAAAAGCCAAAGUCACAGCUGGAGUCAAACCUGGAUGCCCCGGACACUGCAGCAGUUAUGGCAACUUUUGUCACAACGGAGGAAAGUGUGUUGAGAAGUAUAAUGGCUACCUGUGUGACUGCACCAACUCUCCAUAUGAAGGACCCUUUUGUAAAAAAGAAGUGUCUGCUGUUUUUGAAGCUGGUACUUCUAUUACUUAUGGUUUUCAAGAACCUUAUCCAGUGACCAAGAAUACAAGUAUUUCCUCCUCAGCCAUUUAUAUGGAUAUUAUGCCAUCAUCUAAGGAAAAUAUUGCAUUUAAUUUUUUGACGGGCCAAACACCCAGUCUUCUGCUAUACAUCGACUCUUACUCUGAAGACUACAUGGCUGUUCUUCUCUGCAAGAAUGGAAACUUACAGGUUCGAUAUCAGCUGAGUAAGGAGAGAGUCCAUGUGUAUACCAUUGAUGUGGAAAAUUUUGCCAACAGACAAAUACACCAUGUAAAGAUUAACAGAGAUGGAAAACAACUCACUAUUCAGGUGGACCAACACCCUAAAUACAGAUAUAACUUCUCUUCAGAGGCUGACUUCCAGGCUGUAAGGUCCCUCACAUUGGGCAAGAUCACAGGUAGCCUAGGACUAGAUGCAGAGGUCUCCAAAGCAAACACUAUUGGAUUUGUUGGAUGCCUGUCAUCAGUCCAAUAUAACCACAUAGCACCAUUGAAGGCAGCCCUGCGCCAUCCCAGCAUUGCACCUGUCAUCGUAAAAGGCGUUUUGGCAGAGGCUAAUUGCAGAUCUGUAAUGGAAGAAGAUGUAAACACAGUGACAACAAUAUACUCUUCAUCAGAUCCUUUUGGGAAGACAGAUGAACGGGAACCCCUCACGAAUGCAGUUAGGAGUGAUUCAGCUGUCAUUGGAGGUGUAAUAGCAGUGGUGAUAUUCAUCAUCUUCUGCAUCAUUGGUAUCAUGACUCGAUUCCUUUACCAACAUAAACACUCACAUCGAACAAAUCAGAUGAAGGAAAAAGAAUACCCAGAAAAUUUGGACAAUUCCUUUAGAAAUGACAUUGAUUUGCAGAACACAGUGAGCGAGUGUAAACGGGAGUAUUUCAUUUGAUGGACCCCACAGAUUCCUUUUUUUUUCUCUUUCUGUUUUCUACUUGCUCCUUAUUUAUUUUCCUUUUUCUUUUGAGAAGACCCUGCUCUUCUCACCCUACUCCCAAGAAAGUCCCAACAACUAUUAAACCACCUCCUCUGCACAAGACUGUCCUAGUGAUAACGACCACUCAAGAGACCUGCUAUACUACUUUAGACUGAAUAAGAGCCACAUAUGUGCAUGGUUGCCUAGUGAGUUUUUUUUUUUAUUUUCACAGUUUCUGAAGUACUUUAUUACAUUCCACAUCUACUCAAUCUCACAGAUCUUAAUCUACACUAUGUGGUUAGUGAUGCAGGAAUUCAUUUAUAAAUCUCCUCCUGACCCCAUGCUUCCAUUUGUGGAAUAGAGAUGAGAACAUCCUGGAUUUUUGAUUUGUUUAGAUGAUACCCUUAAAGGUCCAAGAGAGAUUUUUGUUGCUGCUGUUAUUGUUAACUUAAUAUAAACACUUCCUUCCCUAACUCUCUUCCCUUUUUUACUGAAACGUUUAGGCUCUGAGAAUUUGCAAAUGUAGAAUUACUAAUAGUAGCAACAGGUACAAAGAAAUUAAUGUGCACCUCACUUAACACCCUCUUGUGGGGUUGAUCAUUUACAAGAGCAUACAAUAGAAUAAAUCUAGCUGAAGCAUGGGAAACGAAUAGUAGCUUGAAAUUUAAAAAGAAAAAAAGAAAAGCUGCUAAAAUUACAUUUUCUGUAACUUCACAGAUGCCUCUUUUGAAUUUUAUAUGAAAUGUUAGUUAGGCUACAAUCUACUAAUGUCAGGGGUCAAAGAAAAGAUAGCAUAAGAAAAUCCAGGUAAAAUUUCUAAAAUACUCAGCAUCAUGAAGUAGUAUAUAUCCUUAUCACAUAACUUGAAGAACUGCAUGAAAGAAAAUAAAUACUAAAGAUUGGAGUAAAACAAGCACCAAAUUGCAUUAACCUUUUUGAAAAGAAUCAAUUGUACUUUUAAAAAAUUUUCUUCUUAUUCUGACCAUUUUCAAAAUACUGUCUAUGACUAUAUGAGUCUUGUUAUGCUAACAUCCCUGGUGAAGUGCAGACUGGAAAUCUUACUAAGUUGGUGGUUUUCAUAUAAAUAUAGAACUAUAUACCCCUUAAAAUAUGACAUACCUUCUUUGUCCCAAAGUCCCAAAGAUAGACCUCUAUGUAAGCCAGGGGCUGGAGCCUCCAGGUGAUGUGAUUGUUUGAAAAUUCUCUUUGGUAGUUCUUCACAUUUGUUUUGUCUUAUAUUAAUCACAUUGGAAAAAUAUAUUUAAUCUUUUGCCCCAUGACCAACAUGGAGAAAAGAAAAAGAGAGAAAGGGGAAGCCUCAUCACCAAAUACCCGUGGAAUAAGUCACAGAUGUGGAUGGCAUUUGCUAAUUCUGUUUACAAGACAAACUCAAUUUUGAAAACAAGUACUGUUUUGUGGCUUCUAGGCCCUGACAGUUAGGAGACACUCCAUCUUGUUCUCAGUGUUUAUAUUACAUUCGAUUAUUUAAUGCUCCCUUUGCAUGACAGGACUCCCAAUGUUGAGCUCAUUAACUCCAUUUUUUUCAAAAAAUGUUUUUUUCUUUUGGUGCCCAAAAUCAUAGGAAAAUUAAUCAUUCUUACAUUUAGUUUUGUCUUUUUUGGGGCCUUCCAUUAAAGACUAAGAUUGUUCCUCAUUUUCAAUGUCUAUGAACUCCUCUAUCACCUCAUCAUUUACAUCAUUGUCUUUGUCCUAGUAAAUAUUUUAAGUGAUUCUAAAAAGGAUGCACUAUUUCUAUCCCCUUAUAAACAAUUGAAUUUAAUAAAUAGAAAAUAAUUUUAAUUUUAUAUCUUUCUUUUCCAUCUACCAAACCCCACAGAUUGUCAGCUUUAAAUUUCUUUAUGUAAAGAGAGAGAGAAAGAGAGAGAAAAAGAGAGAGAGAGAGAGAGAGAGAGAGAGAAAGAGAGAAAGGGAGAGGGGGAGGGAAAGUCCCAUAAAGGUCAAAGCUAAAUAAUUUGAUUUUCUAAUUUCCUUCUGUACGUAUUUUGGAAGCUAACAAAUUUAACACUAACAUGGCUAUAUCACUAACACAUAUAUAGUUGUACAUGUACAACUAUGUCAGUAUAUCUGCAGAACCAUACACAAUCAUAUAUACCCUGUUUUAAAGAGAGGUUAAUGCACAUAGCACUAAAAUCAAGUUUGUUGUUAGAGUAUUUGAAAACUCAUUGAAGUAAUUCUGGAGAAUUGUCUAUCAGUGUGUUUAACUGAAUCUCAAAUAAGUAAGCCAUGCCCUUUAAAAUCGAAUGGGACUUUAGUGGUAAGAGCUAAGCAUUGAUUCACUUUGGGUUUUUUGGGGGGAUUUUUUUUCCUCCUUGGAAGGAUGUACCCCUGAUGUUUCAUGUAGCUAUUAAGAUCAAGAAUGUUGCAUCCCUUGGGUAAUUAAAUACAUUCUUUGGAAAUACAUGUACAAUGCACAUGUAUAAUCCCAUAUAAUCCUAUAUUCUUCCCUCUUGUUCAAUGAAUGGAUUUCCUAAAUGCAAAUUGAGAUUCUGUGUGUCACCUCAUCCUUCCAUUUAGACCCCUAAUACAUAGUAAUCACUUUUUAAAACAUCAAAUUCUGUCACUUUACAGCAAAACCAAAAAAAAGGACAAAUGAAAAAAAACUGUGUAAUUUUACAUUUAAAAGGAGCUCUAUCAUUGAUAUUAUUCCCACCAAAUAUUUCUCCUAUUUUCUUAGUCCACACCAAGUUGUAGUAUAAUUGCUUGCCCUAGGGAUAUUUUUAAUACUCAGUGUAACAUACAUAGUUUACUCAGGUUAUACUUCUACUUUUUACUAUGAGAGUUCCAUCUAGAUAAAAGAAAAUGAACCUUUUGCAAAAGCCUAUUUUACAAAUAUUUUAGAUUUCUGGAUUCUUUAUCACAUGUAUUUGGGGUAUUUACUUUGAGGGAAACUGCUUCAUGAAUUAUAUCUCUAUCUGUGUUUUAGACACAAAAAGAAGGUAACCCCAAAACUCCUUCCCUUUUCCAGGAGCAGAUCUACUACCCCAUACCCCACAUUCCCCAUUAGCAUUAGGGGUAAAAAAUAAAAUAAAAAUAAUUAAACUUCUUAUCUGAAGUUCAUUACUAUUUUAUGACUGAUAAUGAAAAUUUAGAGCAUUACUUUUUUUAUUAAUACAUUAGUAAUUAAUUGGUUGUUUUUUAUGCCAGCUAAGCCACUUCUCAUCAUCUUAUAUUUAUCUAUUGUAGGCAAUGGAUGCUUUAAUCUAUUAAUACAGGUUCUUGCGGAGAGCCAUUGAUAAAUUUUAUUGCAGACCAAAUCUAGAUGCUCCAUGAAUUCUUAGCAUGCUUUUAGGGUCUGAAUUAUUUUGAGUUUUUCUCUGCUUUGUUUUACAUGAUGAUCCACAAUGCUCCUACUUAUAAGUCUGAACUUAUAUAACUGAACAUAAAAUUGAAGUCUUGAGAACACUGUUUCGGGUCCUGUAUUCUCUUCUCUGACCUCCUUUCUUCCCACUUGCAUAAAUUUCCAUCAAUGCAUAAUACUUUUCAGAACUUAUAAGCUCUUUGUUUUCUUUUUAGUGUGGAGUUCUCUUUUCUGCUCAUGCAGUACAAUUUCUAUUUUUGUUAUUCUCCUGGCCUUUUACUGAUGUUCCUACAAUGAUAAUGAAGGCCAGAGACAUAGAUGGAAAUGAGUUUCAUUAAUUUCCUAAUGUAUCAUUCUUACAUCAUGCCUUCCACUCCUCAAUAGAAGAUUAAUUUGAGAGAACCACUGAGCACUAUACAAUAUUAUUUAGUAACAGAGGACUAAUAUAAUAAUUGCUCUCAGAAGUAAUUGUUUUUACCAAGUGAAGUUUCACAAAGCAAGGUAACACUCAAAGACUCUUAUCAUCCAGUGGUCAACUGGUAUCCUACCUUGCUUGGUAGCUGGAUACUGUUCAAUGAAAGAACAUGCAAGAAAGGGCUAUCACACAGGAUGAAAGACAUGAGGGUACAUGGAUUUAUGCUUUGUCUUUCCUCAAAAAAAGCUUCACAAUUUGAUUUCUGUCAGUCCUGCUUUUCUUUGCAUGCCUUCUUAUUAAGAUAAAUCCAAAUAAUAGCCCUGGCUAACUAAGAGACAUUUGAACAAUGUAUUUUUCUGUCAAUUCUUUUCAUUGCCUAAAAGUAUAGGAUUUUAUUCCUCUGUAUUGCUUGUCAUUCACAGAUAACUUUUAGAUCUUCUCCCUGCCUGCCCCCCAAAUAAAACCUUUAAAAAGGUGAUUAAAUAAUGACUAAUAGAAGGGAUCAUGAAUAAACCUAAUAAUAGAUUUGAAUAUCUGAAAAGCAACUGAGUUCUGGUUCAGGUUUUUCAAAGUUUGGCAAUAUUUUCCUUCGAAAUGACACAUAAUGUAAUUGAAUCAUUUCCAAGUUCUAUUUUUAGUCCUUAUUCCUUUAUUUAAAAAAAACACUUUCACAAUUAUCAGAAAUAAACUUUUUUUUCUCUUUUUCAUUUUCAUUUUUCUCUGGCCCUAUGUUUUGAUUUCAAUAAUUCAAAAUGUUGAAUAUACUGGAAAGAAAAAAGUUACAAGGUUUUUUUUUUCUUUUGUUUUGUUGGUUGGUUACUUUUUUUCUUUUAGGCUAGCUAUUUGAGUUUUCUCCAAGAAAUACUGUACUUUGUUUUUCCUAUGUAGCCCAGAAAAUUUAGUACUACUUUAAACAUUAAUUUAUUUUUCAAAUAUAUAGGACCAGCCUUAGAUAUGUAAAAAGAUUUGAACCAACUUCUGAUGACUUGAACUAUGACCAAUUUGCCAGGACUUUGGGCAAGUUCUGAAUGAAAAUAAAGUUUGGAAAUCCAACUUUUUUAUUUUUAUCAUUUUUUCUUUCUUUCAUUUCCUUCCUUUUUCUUUCUUUCUUUCAUCCUUUCUUUCUUUCUUUCUCUUUCUUAUUUUUUUCUUCCUUCCUCUCCUUUCCCCCCAUUAAGGUACUCUGAGGAGGAAUAAAAGCACACUUUUCAGUGAAAAUAUUGUACUUUGUAAUCUAGUUGUUUGUCUUUUGUAAUGUCUAGAGUCUACAAAUGGCUGAGCAGACCUAAGUAAGGAUUAAGGCAACUAUUUAGACAUAUCAGGCAUAUUUCUUGAGUACUUGGACUAGUGUUGGAAGGAUCAGAUAGAUAUGGAUAGAGCUAUCCUUCUAUCAUGCUAGUGGUAGCUAUCCCCAUUACAAAAUGCCCCACUAUUGGGGAGUAUCUGUAGGCCUUUACAAUACCAUGUUAUAUUUUUGUAAAGGGCUUUGCAUGGGGAGUUAUUUAUUCACCUUUGCAUGACAUUCUUAGAAUCUAAUCCCAACCAUCCUCCUGCUAUAUGUCAGCUAAAUACAUUAUUUAGUCAAGUUAGCUGCUGUUACUUAAGAUCCUUGUCAUGUAAAGUAUCUAAAUUGAAAUACAUCUUGACCAAAGUUAACUGUAAAUGAAAUUUUAUUGCUUUGUGUUUGCAAAACCUUCACAGUUUAUCCCCUGGGCUUAAUGACCUGAAUCAGAAUAAUCUUACUAUAUCCAAUGUUGUUUUUUUUUCAGGACCAGUUCAGUGUGAUAGUUUCUCCCCUUUAUGAUGCUUUUAUCUCAAGUAGCAUAAAAGUAUGAUAUAUUGGUUUUCCUCUUUAAGGAUGGUCUUCCCUAUUAUAAUUAACUAUGGGAUAGGGAUAAGAGGAUGUUCUCUGCAUUGGUUUUUCUAAUUGUGGUAAUGGAUUUGCAUUCUUCUAUUCAUAUUCUAUCACCCAGUUCUUUUAGGGAUCCAAGGCUCUCAUUGGUUCAAUAGCCAGAUAGGGUUGGGGUGCAGCCUAUGUAUACAGAAUAAAGUAAAGUAAAUUGGUCUAUAUAAGAAUUGAGCUUAUGACAUUGUCCUUCUCAUUGCAGUGCUCUAAUAAGAGCAGACUCUAACAAUAUAAUCAGAGAGGGAAAGGUGGAAAGAAAAAGAAAGACAUGCAGUAUGCAACAUAAGCAUCACAUUAUAUUUGCUGGCACCUUACAUGAAUGUGGUCCUUUUCAGUACGUCUUUAAGGGAUAAUAAGGCUAAGUGAGUUUGCUUUGCCAUCCGUGCUUACAAUAAAAACUCCUUUGAAAGUUUUAAAUGAAAUAUUAAAAUAAUCUCUUCCCUAUGAAUGACAGCAGAGUCUCAACUUUUAUAACCUCAUUCUGCCUCAAAUCUGCCUUCAGGGAAACAGUAAACCUCACUCGCAGUGACUUAACAAGGGUGCAGGAAUGGCUUCCUUAUUUGCCGAGGUAUCAGAAUGAGGAACAUUUUCAUUGUGAAUCUGAGGGCCUGCUUUUUUUGCCUGUUAUACUGGCCUGAAUUCUCUUGUUCUUAAUCCCUCGAUUAGUAGCCAUUUUAUUAGCAGGUACAGUUGUUGAAAGCCUCCAAAGAAGCAUUGCCUUAUCAGAUGAGGUGUGAACAAUAAUUCCUCACUAUGUAAAUGACAUGUUCAGUCAGGGAAUUUAUCUCCACCAUCAUGUAGAAUCCCCUGACUUUUAGGAACCAGAGAAGAAAAGUCACUUUCAAUUAGUGAGGAAGAAAAUAAAAAUACAAGUGAAGAUAAAGUCUCAGUUACAGUAAAAAUAAAUAUAGAUUAAUUGAUGAAUAAAUAAAUAAGCUUCACCUCUCCUUGUACCUUUGCCCAAGUCCUUUGUGAAGGUCUAGAUUUUAUUUCCACUGUCUGAAUUUUUUUUUAACAGUCCUAAGGGAUGUUGCCUCAAUCCAAGUCAGUUUUGUAGACCAUGUAACAUGUCUUAAUAUACUGUAUGGGGGGAAAAAGUUAGCCUUAGCUUCUUUUGUUUUCUAUGGUUAUUGUUGUACAGGAGAAAGACUUAAACUGUAAAUAAUGUAUAUUUAAUAAAGAGAGACUUUUGUAUGA
This is a messenger RNA of Sarcophilus harrisii (Tasmanian devil), 10912 nucleotides long. RefSeq names its product contactin associated protein family member 5 (gene CNTNAP5). The coding region runs from base 125 to 4051 and encodes 1308 amino acids. The record is from RefSeq and is a predicted model, not a curated record. The transcript has 24 exons. Gene Ontology annotation, molecular function: calcium ion binding. NCBI's taxonomy places the organism in Eukaryota, Metazoa, Chordata, Mammalia, Dasyuromorphia, Dasyuridae.